Molecule: messenger RNA, 532 nt
Organism: Anguilla anguilla (European eel)
Lineage: Eukaryota; Metazoa; Chordata; Actinopteri; Anguilliformes; Anguillidae
Product: acylphosphatase-2-like
Exons: 4
Coding region: 96-410 (104 amino acids)
Molecular function (GO): acylphosphatase activity
Source: RefSeq, a predicted model, not a curated record
CGCUCGUUUUGAGUGCUUGAACAGUAAUUUGAGAUGCCUGUCAAAGGUCUGCGUUUGUAGUUGGUGCGGUGGCCAAGGCACUUGUAGUCCCUGCGAUGUCGAAUGACGGGUCUGACACUGGUGGUAAACUGUGCUCCGUCGAUUUUGAGAUAUUCGGGCAUGUGCAGGGUGUUUGCUUCCGAAUGUACGCCGAGGAUGAGGGGCGUCGGCUGGGCCUGUGCGGGUGGGUGAAGAACACCAGCGGAGGCACCGUGGUGGGACAGGUGCAGGGUCCUCCCGAAAAAGUCAAAGAAAUGAGGGUGUGGCUGAGCAAGAAGGGGAGUCCUGGAUCUCGCAUCACCCGUGCGGUCUUCUCCAACGAGAGAGACAUCCCUAAGCUGGAGAUAUCAGGCUUCAGAACACGCCGCUGAAGCUCAGCUUCUGCACACCGCACCAAAACCCACUGCCCUCUGCACACGGCACCAAAACCCACUUCCCUCUGCACACGGCACUAAACCCCACUGCCCUCUGCUCACGCUACUAAAUCCCACUG